This is a messenger RNA of Vitrella brassicaformis, 2111 nucleotides long. The record is from the annotation of a GenBank genome assembly. Lineage: Eukaryota; Vitrellaceae.
AGAGAAUGAGCAGCAUAGACCUUGGCGAAGGAUUGGCUUCUUGUCCUGAAUAAUACACCGUCUGCUGUCGACAUCAUCAUGCUGCGGCGCAUCUCUCAGCGACUGAUCUCUGAGCCGCAGCCAUCGCCGGCAGUGCUGCGUGAGUGCGCUGAUCAGCUGGUCAGGGCCCUCCCGAGUGAGAACCACAAGCAGGUCGACUUCUACUGGUCCGUGUCGAUGUUCUGCAACAAGUUCGCCGGCUAUGCAUUCACAGAUCCGCCUUUCUGGCAGCAGCUGGGGGACGUACUCAUCGGCGUACUCACACAGACGCAGCAGCAGCAGCGGCAGCAGCAUCAUAAGCAGCAGGAGGCCUCAGGCUCCUCAUCGGCGGUGGAGAUCCGAUGGCUGGCGCUUAUUCUCAACUCGUACGCCAGGGUGGACUUCCGGCACGAGAGGCUGAUGGAGGUGGCGGCCAGUGUGUUGCUCCAACGCACCGCCCCAUCCUUCGAAGGCACCGACGUAUCUCAGCUUUGCAAUGCCUUCGCCCGUCUGUCGCCGCCCCUCACGUCGCCCCAUGCACCCAAGUACCUGAGGCAGCUCUGCGACGGCCUGGCUGUGGCCGCCAUGCGGCACGUGGCGGAGCUAUCUGCUCAGGGCAUUGCCAACAUCGUCAACGCCUACGCGCGGCUGGAGGCCUUCCACCAUGACCUCUUUGUAGCUCUCGAGACGGCCGCCAUGGACAAGCUCGACUCGUUCGGGCCGCAGGAGAUGGCCAACGCGCUCAACGGCUACGCCAAGUUUGCCGACAGCCGGCCGGAGGUCAAAUCGCCCCGACUCUUCGACGCCUUCGGUGACCGCAUCGCCGCCCGUCUGCGGGAGUUCAAGCCGCCGGAGCUUGUGAUGGUAGUCAAUGCGUACGCCAAAGUGGGCUUCCACCGACGGCGGCUGUUCGACCGACUCGACGAGCGGCUGCCAGAGGUGGUCGGCCAUCUCAACGGCCGUGAGCUGUCCAUUCUUGCUAACGGAUACGCUCGCUUCUGGCGGAGAUGCGACGCCCUGUUCGACCAGAUCAGCGUGCGGCUGCUCUCUGCUGACCACUCACAACAGGCCGAUAUCCUGCGGCCGUCUGUGUGCUCUGGCAUGAAUCUGGCGCUGCUGCUGCACUCGUACGGUCGGCUGGCGGUUCGGCAUCAAGGGGUGAUAUCUGUGCUGGUGACGCACAUCGACCGCCGGCUGUACGAGCUUGACAGCCGCAACCUGGCGCACGUGCUGGUGUCCCUGGCCAAGCUCGAUUGGCGCUGCCCGGAGGCCAUGAAGAGCCGACUUGUCGCGGCGGUAGAGGGGCAACUGGGCGUGUGCAAGAAGUCCCACCACCAUCAGCCCCAGCAGCACCAGCAGCGUCAGGGUCACGAAGGGAUGGUCGACUUGGGGAUGGUGAGCGUCACCCAUGCGUUGUUGCACCCCUACUACUAUGACCCGGGGCUGGUGGCUGUGCUGCUCGAGGAGCUGCACCGCAGACGAGCCAUGAGCGCCUCAUUUGUCCACCAGGUGAGUGAGUAUGUUGUGUGUCACACGCACGUAUGAGUUUUGUCAGCCGCCCGUCCCAUACGUAUGUGCUACGCGUGUGUGUGUGCGGGGGGCAGAUGUACGUGUGUCUGUCCCUGGUCACCCACUCUCCCCCGAGCACAACCCCCGCUGCGUCGACUCUCUCGGCAUUGACCAGCCUUCUCGACCGCGUGGAGGCCGCCCACCAGAGGAAUCCCGAUUGUUUCGCCCUGCGACCCUCCUCGCUCCAGGAUGCCGUGCAAGAGGCCAUCCCGAGGUGGUGUGGUGGCUUCGUGCAGGAGGGCAUCGCCGGGCCAUAUGUGCUGGAUUUGGUGGGUCCUCCGCUGAGUUUACUGGAGAGGGGCCUUGUCGAGCAUUGCAGCACAGCAGAGGGGGACGGUGUGACAGGGUGGGAACAGAAGCGAGGGACGGAGAGGGGAGGAGGGGAGCUGCCACAGUGGGCGGCGGCGGAAGAGGGCCAAGCUGUCAUGUGAUGUGUGUACGUGUAUAUGUAUGUAUGCGUGGGUGCGGAGAGCGUAGAGCGCAGAGACAGACAGACAGACAGGGGACUGAGGGAGGGAGGGAGG